This is a messenger RNA of Macadamia integrifolia, 893 nucleotides long. RefSeq names its product proteasome subunit alpha type-5-like. The record is from RefSeq and is a predicted model, not a curated record. Bases 16 to 615 code for a protein of 199 amino acids. Lineage: Eukaryota; Viridiplantae; Streptophyta; Magnoliopsida; Proteales; Proteaceae. Gene Ontology annotation, cellular component: proteasome core complex; proteasome core complex, alpha-subunit complex; nucleus. The transcript is spliced from 6 exons.
UGGUUUGUGUGGGCAAUGAUAUUUACUGCCAACUUCUGGGGAUGUUUGCAUUUAUUUCAUUCUUUAUUUCUGUUUCAGGAGCCUAGCAGCGUGGAGAAAAUUAUGGAAAUUGAUGAGCACAUAGGGUGUGCAAUGAGUGGUUUGAUUGCUGAUGCUCGUACACUUGUUGAACAUGCACGUGCCGAAACUCAGAAUCACAGGUUUUCAUAUGGUGAACCAAUGACUGUUGACUCGACCACACAAGCUCUAUGCGAUCUUGCCCUACGUUUCGGAGAAGGCGACGAAGAGUCCAUGUCUCGACCUUUUGGUGUCUCACUUCUUAUUGCUGGUCAUGAUGAGAAUGGGCCUAGCUUAUACUACACAGAUCCAUCUGGUACAUAUUGGCAGUGCAAUGCAAAAGCUAUAGGUUCAGGUUCUGAAGGAGCAGACAGCUCUUUGCAGGAGCAAUAUAACAAGGACUUGACUCUCCCGGAAGCGGAAACAAUAGCUCUUUCAAUCUUGAAGCAAGUAAUGGAAGAAAAGGUCACCCCAAACAAUGUUGAUAUUGCUAAGGUUGCUCCAAUAUAUCAUCUUUACUCUCCAUCUGAGGUUGAGGCUGUCAUCAGUCGCCUAUAAAGUGAAUAAUCUCAUCAUCAAUGUACUUCCUGCAUCUUGUAUUUCUCUGUCAUUGAUAUUAACAAUAUAUCUUGUAUCGGUUUCUUUUAAAGAAGAUAACACUCACUUCUGGUUGGGGUUCUAACCAGGAAAGCUAAGUUCAUGUUUCUAAACUGAUUAUUUCUUGAUCAAUGUCACCCUUAUAUUUUGGAGACAGGCUAAAGUGGUUCGCUGGACAAUGUGUAAUUUUUUGACAAUGGAUCUUCUUUUAAUACGCAAAGUCCAAACUAGAGAUGAAA